This is a messenger RNA of Catharus ustulatus (Swainson's thrush), 3215 nucleotides long. Its product is annotated as leucine-rich repeat-containing protein 14-like. The coding region runs from base 388 to 1881 and encodes 497 amino acids. The transcript is spliced from 5 exons. Lineage: Eukaryota; Metazoa; Chordata; Aves; Passeriformes; Turdidae. The record is from RefSeq and is a predicted model, not a curated record. Gene Ontology annotation, cellular component: cytoplasm.
UGGCGGGGGAAGCAGCGCCCGUUUUAGGGAUCCCUGAAGUGGCUUCGGGAUACUUUUGGUAUCCCUGUCGGAAUUUCGAAAUUCUCGGAGGGGUUUGGAAUCCUUGAGGGAUUUUGGGGUGGCCCUGGUGGGGGGUGGGGGGGGGUACACCUGGACCCCCUUUUUAGGGAGCUGCUCUUGGGGUACCCUCACAACACCGCCCCCACCUUCUCCCACAGCUUCCCUCUUCUUCGGGAUAUCCCUGGAUUCGGAGUUUCCCUGCAAUGCUCCCCUGGUGAUUUCACAUCCUGGGGGUGAGUCGCGGAAAAGCACUCUAUAACCCACAAGAGAAGUUCCAAGAGUAGGGGUCCCCCGAAUUUCACCUAAUUCCCAGAGCUCCAAGAAUCCAUGGAUUCCCUCGUUUUCCUCUGCGCCCGCCGCGUCGUUGCCCAGCGCCCUCUUCCCUCCAUUCCCACCCAUCUCUAUCCCGUCCUUUUCCAAGUGGUGGUCCUGGAUGGAAGACCCCUGGUCCUGCGGGAUUUGGUGCCUGCUUGGCCAUUCCCAGUGCUCAACUUCCAGCAUCUCGUGGGGCACCGGGACCCACUUGGGGAUCAUCCCUGCAUCGACUGUGACCAGGCCGUCAUCCAGGGCGUGGUGUCGCAGCUCCAGCGGGAGCUGGAAGAGCCCAGCAGUGAUUCCGGCAAGUGCUGGCUGCGCGUGCUGGAUAUGACCGGACUCGUAGAUUCCAUGUCCAGCCACACUCCUGCCUGGUUGACCUUCUGGUCCAGAACCAAGGGUUUGGCCAAGGCUUGUGUGGAGGUCUCCAAGCACCACCAGGAAUUCCAGAGGCACAAAUCCAAGCAGCACAAAAGCCGCUCUGGAGCCACAACGGCCGUGGCUGCUCUGUGGCCCCCAGGCGUGGACGUCCACAUCGACCUGGCCGUUGACAAAAUAUCCUAUGGGAUCGUGCGUGACGCGCUCCAGACCGGAGCUGCUGGCCCGCUGCGCCUCAAGUGCCGCGAAUUCCACCCAAGGUACAUCUCAGCAUUCCAGAUUGUGACUUUGUUGGACUCUCUGGAUCCAUCCUGUCUGCGGAGGGUGAAACUGCAUGUCACCAGUUUGGGAUUAGCUGAACUUUCAGUGAUCCUGCCACACCUCUUGCGAUUCCCGGAGCUGCGCAGCCUCAAGCUCUGGAACAUCACCAUAAACGUGCAGGGCCCAACGCCUGAAUCAGCCAGUGUAAUCCGUGACAUGGCCAAGCAGCUGGGAAUGCUGCCCUGCCUCCGGGAGCUCAACCUGGGAUCCGCCCGGCUUCCUGGGAAUCUGCACCAGAUCCUCUGCAACCUCCAGGCUCCGUUGGAAAGCUUGGAAUUGCCCUUCUGCUCCCUCGUUCCUGCCGACCUCGCCUUCCUCUCCCAAAGCAUCCACGCUCCGGCCCUCAAAAGGUUGAAUCUGAGCGGCCUUGAUGUCUCCGAAGGCCUCCUGGAGCCGCUGCGGCUGCUCCUGGAGAAAGCCUCGGCCUCACUGCUGUGCCUGGAUCUCUCGUAUUGCCACAUUGCCGACUCCCACCUGGCCAUGCUGCUCCCGACGCUCCUGCGCUGCUCCCACCUGCGCUUCCUGAGACUCUACGGCAAUCCCCUGUCCACGGCCACGAUCAAGGAUCUGCUCCAGAAAACCUUGGAGCUGCUGGAUCUCCACCUGGUAGUGUAUCCCAUCCCCCUGGACUGCCACACGCUGGACCCAUCAGAAUUCGAUUUUGAUUGCUUUGAUGAGUCUCUGGAUGACAAGCUUUUCUCAGCAACUGAAGCAGAGAUUUCCCAGCUGCUGGAAAAUUCUGGGAGAACCGACCUCGUCUGGACUGACGAUCCUGACCACGAAGACCUGGACUACUUCUCCUUGUGAUUUGGGAAAACCUCAGAGGCGGGAAAAGCUCAGAGCCUCCAUUGCAAAAAAGCUCUGCCGCCUCCUUCCAGAAAUCCAGGUGUUUUCCAUCUUAUCCUGGUGCUUUUCUGCCUCAUUCCAGUGGAUUUUUCCUUUCAUUUUGGUGCUAAACCCUAACCCUAACCCAUCUCUAUCGCGUCGUUUUCCAAGUGGCAUUCCUGGAUGGAAGACCCCUGGUCCUGCAGGAUUUGGUGGCCACUUGGCCUUUCCUACUGCUCAACAUCCAGCUGCUCGUGGGGCACCAGGAGCUGCAUUGGGAUCAUACAUUCGUCAACUGUCUCGAGGCCGUCAUCCAGGGCGUGGUGGCGCAGCUCUGGCGGGAGCUCGAUUUCAGCGACCUCCAGGCUCCGUUGGAAAGCUUGGACUUCGGCUCCUGUUCCCUCCUUCCCGCCGACUUCCUUUCCUCUCUGAAAGCUUCCACGCUCUGGCCCUGAAAAUGUAGGAUCUGGGCGGCCAUGACAUCUCCCAAGGCAUCCUAGAGCCACUCUGGCUGCUCCCGGAGGAAACCUCGGCCUUGUUGGUUGACCUGGAUCUCAUGGAAUGCCGCAUUGCCGACUCCCACCUGGCCGUGCUGCUCCCCACGCUCCUGCGCUGCUCCCACCUGCACUCUACGGCAAUCCCCUGUCCACAGCUGCACUCAAGGAUCUGCUCCAGAAAACCUUGGAGCUGCCAAAUCUCCACCUGGUCGUGCAUCCUUACCACGUUUAUUGCUACAAGCCGGAGCUGUCGGAAUUUGUCUGGGAUUUUGAAUAAGUCUUGGGUCCGGAGCCUUUGUCGGCAGCUGAGGCAGAGAUUUCCCGGCUGCUGGAAAAUACCAGGAGAACUGAAAUCAUUUGGAGUUAUAAUCCCUUCAGCCACAAAGCCCUGGACUACUUCUUGUGAUUUGGGAAAACUUUGGAGACAGGAAAAGCUCAGGUCCUCCAUUGCAGAAAAGCGCUGCUGCCUCCUACCUGAUAUCCAGAUGUUUUCCACCUCAUUCCAGUGGCUUUUUCCUUUUAUUUCUAUGUUUUUCUAGUGACAAUUGAAAUGGGGACUAGUGAUUUGUGAUCAGAAUCUGAAUUUUACUUCGAGCUACAUAUGCUCAUAUACCAUUUUCAGGAAGGUGAGUAAUUUUUUACUACGUUUAUUGGGUUAAACAUUACACAAAUAAACUUUCAGUUUCUACUUGUUAAAUUUUCCUUCCUGUCACCAGUCUUGAUCCAACCUUCCUGUAAUCUUCAAAGCUCUCUUUGCUCUUGCCAAGGCAUCUUGGUUAUCAAACUGCAUUUGCUAAUUAAAUCUACAGUGCUAUCAGU